CUAUCUACCAUAUAUGCAUGCAAAAUUAAAACUUGCUUUCCAAGUUAUCUCUCAACAUUUCACCACUCUCAUCAAAACCCUAAUUCAUCAAGAGAAGUUUUAAGAAAAAUAUGGCACCACCACAUGGAGAGGCAAUCACCUUGUCAUCCAAGCCACCAAGACUGUCCAACGACAGUCUUCACCGAACGAAAUCCGACAUGUCAUUCGAAUUGAGCAAAGAAUUCGCAAUGAACGACGUAAGCGACUUCAAACUCCCGGCCCUCCCGGCAAUCUCGGAGGUUGAGGAUGCGAAAUGCGAGUGUUGCGGAAUGAGCGAAGAGUGCACGCACGAAUACAUCGAUCGGAUUCGAAACAAAUUCUUAGGGAAAUGGAUUUGUGGAUUGUGCUCCGAGGCAGUGAAAGAAGAAAUGGAAAAAGGUGGGAAAAAAAUGGAAGAAGCCCUGAAUAUACAUAUGAGUGCUUGUGCUAGGUUUAAUAAGUUCGAUAGGGCUUAUCCAGUUCUGUUCCAAGCUGAAGCCAUGAGGGAAAUGUUGAAAAGAAGCACAAGAAGGACUCAAUCUUUUCCUAAAGGCUCUCAGAAGAAUAAUAGUGGAGGAAUUGCUAGGAGUUCUAGCUGUAUUGCAGCUAUUACUAGAGAUAUGAAUUCUUUGGGAAAUUGAGCAUAAAUUACCCUAAAUUAACUUAUGCCCUAAUCUAUUAAUUAUUUUACUUCUUUUUGGCGUUUUUGAGAUUCGGCUAAAGCUCGAAUUUUGUGUAGCAAUUACGGUUAUUCAACUAUAGUACUUUUGUAGAACGGUUAUCGACGUUCAAUGUGUUAUGUUUUGGUGACUCGACAUUCAUUUAUCAAAUAACGAGAGGUUAACCGAUUAUUUCAUGCUAAGUUUUAUCUAUGUGACAAUCUGUCGGCCACAUAGGUGAGAUUUAGCCUGAAUUGAUAACCUCAUGUUGUUUAGAAAAUGAAUAUUGAAUUAUAAAAUGUCGGUAGUCGUUUUGGAAAUUUAUUAUAGUGGGGUAAGCGUAUAAUAUUUAUAACCCAAGGUUUUUCCUAGCUUCCUUUUUUCAAGAACCAGCCUUUAUAACUAGGUUUUUUUUGGUUGGAUUCAAUCUUUAUUUCUUCAUUAAGGGGCUAGUAUUUAUAAAUUUCUUACUUUGGUUGGUACCAUUUCUAGCAAUCAUAUGUAACAAGAUUUCUUUUUUAUUUUUGGAGUCAAGGGAUUUUAUUUAAUCAAUAGGAAUUGUCUUUAGAGGGAAAAACACUAAAGCGAACCUAGUUCGCUCCGUAAGAUUAGGAAUUGUCCAAUAAUCAGUGGUACGUGAUAUUAUUGAAUGUUAUACGAGAUUCCGGGUUUGAAGUCAGAGUCGGAUCAGAAUUCUGUAUUCUCUUGUGGUUUCUGCCAUUUUCGUUGUCAAGCUAUAGCUAGAAGAAACUGUCUAAUUUAACCGACAUGGAUGUAAUAAUAACAAGAGGCUUUAAGUUGUUGUAACCCUCAAUGUCUUUAAUUAAUUUUUAGUUCAGUUUCAUGUA
This is a messenger RNA of Mercurialis annua (annual mercury), 1525 nucleotides long. RefSeq lists its product as uncharacterized. The record is from RefSeq and is a predicted model, not a curated record. The transcript has a single exon. The coding region runs from base 111 to 659 and encodes 182 amino acids. NCBI's taxonomy places the organism in Eukaryota, Viridiplantae, Streptophyta, Magnoliopsida, Malpighiales, Euphorbiaceae.